UUUUCUUUACUAUUUUAAAAUAAAUGAUUUAAUUUGACAAAUACAUACAAACUAUUGUGGUAUGACUUAUUAAACAUAUAUGGUAAAAUAAGUCAUAUUUAUAUCAUUAAAAGGAUAAAACCCGGUCUCUGUUAUGCAGUCGGACACAGAUUAUGGUGGGACGACAUCCAGUCGCUCUCGGGGAAAGAAGAAAACUGCUCCAGUACCAGCUGUGGACUCAUCAUCAUCAGGAGCAGGCGAAGUGGGAGAAGGCCACUCCACACGUCCACAAAGACAGGCGCCUAAUGGCAGGGGGAAAAGAAGCAGCACUGCUCCCGCAGCACACAUUAAUCCCAAGAAAAAGGCCACGGAUGGCGAUGAAGAAGAGGAGCAAGUUGAGAAGAAGUUCAGGAAGUGUGAGAAAGCUGGCUGCCCUGCUACCUACCCUGUGUGUUUCGCCAGCGCAUCAGAAAGAUGUGCAAAAAACGGCUACACGUCUCGAUGGUACCACCUCUCCUGUGGAGAACACUUCUGUAACGAAUGCUUCGACCACUAUUACAGAAGUCAUAAGGAUGGUUAUGAGAAGUACAUAUACUGGAAGAAGCUGUGGACAGGAAAUGGCAAGAGCGAACCAAGUCUAAAGGCAUUCAUGGCUGACCAACAGCUUCCUUUCUGGGUGCAGUGUACAAAGCCAGGCUGUGGAAAGUGGAGGCAGCUUACCAAAGACACUCAGCUAACAGCUUCAGUGGCUGCUACAUAUCGCUGUGGCAUGAAGCUUAACAAUGUUAAAAGUGAAGGACAGAAUCAGUGUUCUCAGCCCGAAGACCAGAGAGUGGCCGGAGUGAGUGACAGUUGGUGGCCCUCUAUGUUGAUCUUACCACCGCUGCUGAAGGACAGCCCGGCAAAUCCUUUCCUCACCGCUUAUUACCCUGACUGUGUGGGCAUGAGCCCAUCCAGCUCCACCUGUGAUUUACGACCGGAGCAACGGCGCAAUAUUCAGCAGCCACAGAUUCCAGGUCUUUGCCCAUACUUCCAGCCUUUCUACCAGCCCAACGAGUGUGGCAAAGCUCUGUGUGUGCGGCCAGACAUGAUGGAGCUGGAUGAGCUCUACGAAUUCCCAGAUUUCUCCCGGGACCCCACUAUGUACCUCGCUCUACGCAACCUGAUCCUGGCCAUGUGGCACAGAGACUGUAAGGAGGCUCUGAUGCCACAGAAGUGUGCCCCUCAUGUGAUCGUACGAGGGCUGGUACGAGUGCGCUGUGUUCAGGAGCUCCAUAAAGUUCUCCACUUCAUGACCCGCAAAGGUUUAAUCAACACCGGAGUGCUGCUCACCAAACAACCUCUCCUCCCAGAGCUGUACCGCAAAGUGAAGGUGUUGGUGAUUGGUGCUGGAGCUUCAGGCCUCGCUGCUGCCAGACAGCUGCACAACUUCGGCAUGCAGGUGGUGGUGUUGGAGGCAAGAAAUCGAAUAGGAGGCCGAGUUUGGGAUGACAAGUCGCUGGGCAUUACUGUAGGCAGAGGAGCACAGAUUGUUAAUGGAUGUGUCAACAAUCCUAUUGCUCUUAUGUGUGAACAGCUGGGAGUGAAAAUGCAUAAACUAGGCGAUCGCUGCGAUCUGAUUCAGGAAGGCGGCCAAGCUACUGAUCCCACUAUAGACAAGCGCAUGGACUUCCACUUCAACGCCAUACUGGAUGUGAUCUCUGAUUGGAGGAAGGACAAGUCACAACAUCAGGAUGUCCCGCUUGGGGAGAAGAUCCAGGAGGUGUACAAGACAUUUCUGCAGGAGUCAGACAUCCGGUUUAGUGAGCUGGAAGAGAAAGUGAUGCAGUUUCACCUCAGCAACCUGGAGUAUGCCUGCGCGAGCACACUGGAACAGGUAUCUGCUAGAUCUUGGGACCACAACGAGUUCUUUGCACAGUUCUCGGGCGACCACACACUGCUGACUCCUGGCUACUCCACUCUGCUGCACAAACUAGCACAAGGCCUCGACAUUCACCUCAGCACACCGGUAAAGUCGAUUGAAUACUCAGGCGAUGUUGUUAUGGUCACCACCUCAACUGGAACUCAGUAUUCAGCUCAAAAGGUAUUAGUGACAGUUCCGUUAGCUCUUCUACAGAAGAACAUUAUCCAGUUCAACCCUCCCCUUCCAGACAGAAAGCUUAAGGCCAUUCACAGCCUGGGGGCAGGUAUCAUAGAGAAGAUUGCUCUGCAGUUUCCCUACCGGUUCUGGGACAGCAAGGUCCAGGGAGCGGAUUAUUUCGGCCACGUCUCACCAAGUCCUGAGAACCGAGGCCUUUUCAGUGUGUUUUACGACAUGAGACCAAAGGGACAGCAGUGUGUGUUGAUGUCGGUUAUAACCGGAGAGGCUCAGGCCAGACUGAGAGAACUUGAGGACAAAGAAGUGAUUGAGCUGUGCAUGAACGUCCUCAGGGAACUCUUUAAGGACCAGGAGGUUCCAGAUCCGCUGAAGUACUUUGUGACGCGAUGGAGUAAAGACACAUGGGCUCAGAUGUCAUACAGCUUCGUCAAGACAGGGGGCAACGGGGAGGCCUACGACAUCAUUGCUGAAGACAUUCAGGGGAAGGUCUUUUUUGCCGGCGAGGCCACAAACCGACACUUUCCUCAGACAGUAACCGGUGCUUAUCUGAGUGGAGUGCGAGAGGCGAGUAAGAUUGCAGCAUUGUGACGGAGCUGAAUGACUGUUGGAGCUCUCUUUAUUUUGAAGCAGGCUUAUUUAAAACCCCAGUCAGGAAUUACAACGUGCGCUGUGUCGAUAUUUAUAACUGUAGCACUACUGCACUCAGUAUGAUGUACAAUAGUGUACACAGUCUGGAAAAGAUGAGGGUGUGUUUAGUCAAGCUGUGUGAUGUUAGUACUGUAGUGUAAGUGUUCCUCAGUUGGUUAGAAAUGUGCAAGCAUUAUUUCCUCUAAACACAUUUAACCCUGGAACAUCAACCAGAGUCCAGGUACUGAACUAGCAGGUUUCCGGUUCCAGCCCCUUUUACCGCCAUGCUGCUACUUUUGGGCUCCUGAGCAAGGCCGUUGACCUUCAGUUGCGGUCGCAAUUAAAAGUCGCUUUGGAUACGUGUCGUAAAUCUAAAUGAUAAAAACAAAACUGACAUUAAUUGAUUUAUAGUGCUGUCAUGAGGAGUUUGGGUUCUAGAGAAUAGAAAGCUUUGGGUAUGAAAUGAGUACAUCAGUCCAUAUUGAUCGAAAAUGAUUUAGUACUUGCUUCAGUUAUGACGACUGACUUUUCUUUAUAAAAAAAAAAUGUAAUAUAUAUAUAUACUGUAAUUUAUACCAGUGUUUGUCAGUUGUUUGCUUUUUCAAUAU
Trichomycterus rosablanca is the source of this 3312-nucleotide messenger RNA. Its product is annotated as lysine-specific histone demethylase 2. The record is from RefSeq and is a predicted model, not a curated record. Gene Ontology annotation, molecular function: oxidoreductase activity; zinc ion binding; transcription factor binding. Gene Ontology annotation, biological process: positive regulation of transcription by RNA polymerase II; negative regulation of transcription by RNA polymerase II. NCBI's taxonomy places the organism in Eukaryota, Metazoa, Chordata, Actinopteri, Siluriformes, Trichomycteridae. Bases 134 to 2665 code for a protein of 843 amino acids. The transcript is spliced from 21 exons.